Prunus avium (sweet cherry) is the source of this 1219-nucleotide messenger RNA. The record is from RefSeq and is a predicted model, not a curated record. Lineage: Eukaryota; Viridiplantae; Streptophyta; Magnoliopsida; Rosales; Rosaceae.
GAUGUUCAAGGAAGGGCUUCUGAGCUUGUCGAGACACUAAAGAAGGUGAAGGGUCAAGCUAGGGUGCAAGCCCUCAAGGAGCUUCAUCAAGUUGUGGCAGCUCACGCCACUGCCAGGAAGACACUGAUUGAUAAAGGUGGGGCUACUGUAGUUUCAUCCCUGCUAGGUCCAUUUACUUCACAUGUUGUUGGUUCCGAAGUCAUUGCCAUUCUUGUCAAUUUGACCCUUGAUUCAGAAUCGAGAACGAGUUUGAUGCAACCCGCAAAAAUUUCAUUAAUGGUGGACAUUCUGAAUGAGGGGUCCAUUGAGACGAAAAUCAAUUGUACCCGGUUGAUCAAAAUGCUGAUGGAGGAGAAGGAUUUUCGAUCAGAAAUUAUUUCAAGCCAUAGCCUCUUGGUAGGACUAAUGAGGCUGGUGAAAGAUAAGAGGCAUACAGCCGGAAUCUUGCCUGGACUUAGCCUCCUCAGAACAAUAUGCUUGCAUAAGGAAGUAAGGGGUUUGAUGGUGAACAUUGGGGCUGUGCCUCAGUUAGUUGAUUGUUUGCCUUCUCUCGACCAUGAAUGCUUAGAACUAGCUCUUUUCGUCUUGGAUGCACUGUCCUCUCUACCGGAGGGAAUAUCAGCUUUGAAGGAUUGUUCAAACACCAUUCCGAAUAUGGUGAGGCUUCUUAUGAGAAUUUCAGAAAGUUGUACUCAAUAUGCACUGUCAAUUUUAUGGUCUGUAUGCAAACAUGCCCCUGAAGAAUGCUCAUCAAUUGCUCUGGAUGCUGGUCUAGCGGCAAAGCUCCUCCUUGUGAUACAGAGUGGUUGCGGUCCUGUCCUGAAGCAGCAGUCUGCAGAGCUCUUGAAGCUUUGUAGUCUAAACUAUACUGAUACAAUAUUCAUUUCCAAGUGCAAACUCACAAGGACAAUCCAAUGACAGGGAAAUUUUACUUGGAUAUGUAUAUGACCUUUUUGAUUCUGAUAUGAGGCCCUGAACAGAAUGCCAAAUCGGGGGUGUGAGGUACGAAUCAGCUCACCUGUAUAUACUUGAAAAGUAUGUUUGUUCCAACAAUUGAUUCAACAUUCAUGAAGAAGUCUCACAAUGUGGACAUCACACACCAUGCUGGUUCUAAUGCAAUCAUGCAAUUUGCUCAACUGGCGUCAAUGGUUGUCGAAUAAACCCCAGAAGAAAGAAGAAAGUGUAGUUAGUUGUUGGAUAAAGAUACUUGUUAGGAGGA